AUGUCGACUCACCAUGUCGAAGUGGCCGCUCUCACGUCUCUGACAUCAAAGCUUUCGUUUCUGGGCUUACCUAGCGAGCUACGCAAUAAAGUCUACAAAGAGGCGCUUACUGCAGACUCGAAGCUUCUUUAUUGGCUGCAAACUUGGGAAGACGACAAUCCUCGACAAAUCCUUACGCUACUUAGAGUAGAUUACUCUUUAGGGUGUAACAACGAACCCUUCAAUCAGCUGAAGUACGUCAAUCGUCAACUGUACCGCGAAACAGCGGGACUGGAGCUGAAGUUCAAUACUCUCAGCUUCUACCAUUACAAGUCCUCAACCGCCGCACUCUUUACUUUCGCGGCCACCAUCACUCCUUCCAAGCUGGCUUGGCUUACCUUAGUUGUGGUUCGGGCGGCCGGUAACUGUGUUUCCAUGCGAGGCCCCGCACCUGAAAGUCCGGAUAUCUCAAUGAUUGUGUAUUUCUGUAAGCAGAAUCCUAGAGUACAGCUCCGUUACAUCUUUCCACGGUUCAAAUACCCGAAUGGAUUAGCCCCCCUGGAAUUCAUGGGCACAGGAGUGGCUCUAUGCGUCGCACUGAAGGGCGAUGAUACGCUUCAUGACGUCACACCACCAGAUUUUGCUUGGCCAGACGACCUUAUUCGGAUGGCUAAGAAGUGGCGGGCGAAUGGGGGCUUUGGGGAGCUGUUCAAGGGUGUAACUAACUUCACGGUGUUCCCGCAUUACUCGCACUUGGAUCAAUCCUUCGUUGCCGAUUGCUUAUCCCCUGGAGGCUUCAUAGAGGAGUUUAAGAACUUUUGUAUCAAGUGGGCUCAGAGUUGGAUUGAUCACGGCAUUACCCCUGCCAACUAA
This is a messenger RNA of Trematosphaeria pertusa, 852 nucleotides long. RefSeq lists its product as uncharacterized. The record is from RefSeq and is a predicted model, not a curated record. Lineage: Eukaryota; Fungi; Ascomycota; Dothideomycetes; Pleosporales; Trematosphaeriaceae. Bases 1 to 852 code for a protein of 283 amino acids. The transcript has a single exon.